GUGCGCAUGUCAACGGUAUAAUCCACCAGGAACAACGCAGGUUCUAAACAAAAAGUGUAAUAAAUCAUUUCUCCCUGUUUGUUUUCGAUCAAACAAUUUUUUAGACGAGUAAAUAUGGCUGAUGGAGUGAAACAGGAGCACAAGAUCGACGAGAGUGAUAACUACAGCAUGGAAAACAAUACUGACCCCAAGAAUGUCCAGGAAUUGACGCAAUUCGUGCAGACACUUCUUCAGGGCAUGCAGGACAAGUUUCAGACGAUGUCGGAUCAAAUUAUUGGGAGAAUAGAUGAAAUGGGGACUCGAAUAGACGACCUGGAGAAGAACAUCGCCGACCUGAUGACACAAGCUGGUGUCGAGGGCGCUGAGAAAUAAGACAGCAGUAAUUAGUCGUUUUGAAAAUAACUCAUUAAUUGAUGAUAGGCCACAUCGACGCACUUUAUUGCAAUCAUUAAAUCCACCUUGAUCACCUUCUGUCAACAUUAUCAAUAAAGUAUUAUUUUUUAAACUUA
Fopius arisanus is the source of this 509-nucleotide messenger RNA. RefSeq names its product heat shock factor-binding protein 1-like. The record is from RefSeq and is a predicted model, not a curated record. Gene Ontology annotation, cellular component: nucleus; cytosol. Gene Ontology annotation, molecular function: transcription corepressor activity. The transcript has 3 exons. Gene Ontology annotation, biological process: cellular heat acclimation. The coding region runs from base 115 to 372 and encodes 85 amino acids. Lineage: Eukaryota; Metazoa; Arthropoda; Insecta; Hymenoptera; Braconidae.